GUAUCGCUUGAAAUCAGAGCGGUUUUCCUCAUUCAAACGAAAGGUACCAAAUCGUUGAUUUCUCUUCUACUUCACUCGGGGAGAUCCACUCCAUCGAAACGGAACAGAUUGGCGCACGCGCGACUGCCAAAUUUCCAUGUCGUCGCGGACGUCGCGACGCCGCUUGAUCAAUAUAUCGAAUGACGUCAUGCAUUAUCACCCACCCGCGUCGUUGUUCUACGCGGCGCGACGCUACGCAAUCGGUGUCUCCCUUUCUCGCACGCUGUUCCCUUCGGUACUCGCAUUGUAACUCGUUCUCGCGGUAUCUCGCUUCGCGGCUUCGCUCGUCGAACAGCGCGCGAUUCGAGACAACGCCCGCAACGAUGAAUCUUUCGUAGAGAACAUAGAAAAUCCUUCUCUCGCGCAUUUAUCCUUCUUUUCCGGGAGACUGAAAAGAGUUCACGUGUUUAUUCAAGUAGCUCAUCAAUUUUCCUCUUUUCCAUUCUCUUUACGCGCUAGACACAUCGGUGGGAGCGACAUCCAUUCAGUGGCGCGCAUCCGUUCUCAUCGUACGUCCGUUCUCCCUCGCUUCCUCGGGCUGCAGACCUGCCGUGCCGUAGAACGUUCACCAAUCGCCACCACCUGGCGAACAACCCUUGCGAUCUCGCCGCCGCUGUCGAGGAGAGGGUGAAUUAUUUUUUUCGACCCUUCGUCGGCCGCGUCAUCCCCGCGCUGUCCGUGCGCCGACUGUCACUUCCGCCGCCACCGCCGUCACCACCGCCACCGUCGCCGUCGUCGCCGCCACCGACGCCGCCGCUACGAAGAUCAUAGUACCGUCGCGUACCUCGAGUAGCCGAGUAUCCCGAGUGUAUCCUCCAGUAUUCCCGAAUCCGCGAAUGCGAAGGAGGACCUGGACGCACUUCGCCGGCCGCCACUCGUCACGAUGUUGCGACUCGCGGUGAUCGCGCUCUUCCUCCUCGCCGGUACGACGACCGCCGAGAUCUUCACCAACACGUUUCUGGUGAAGAUGCGGCAGCCCGCGGAGAGGCAUGUAGCUGAUCGCGUAGCGCAGAGGAACGGAUUCGUCAAUCUCGGUCCGGUUUUGGGCAGUCAGACGGAAUACCAUUUCGUACAUACAGCUCUACCACAUGUACGAAGCAAAAGGUCCGUGCCGCACACGCGAAAAUUAAAGGUCGACCCUUUGGUGGCCACGGCCAUCCAGCAGGCUGGCUUCAAGAGGGUGAAACGGGGUUACAAGUCACUAAGCGUGGACAACCUUGUACCUUUAUAUGAAAUGAAGAAUCCCACGAAUCCCGGGAGUAAGGAUCCGACUGAUCCCUACUUCAAGUAUCAGUGGUACUUGAAGAACGUCGGACAGAACGGUGGUAAGCCGAAAUUGGAUUUGAACGUCGAGGCCGCCUGGGCACAGGGUGUGACGGGGAAGAACGUAACUACUGCUAUCAUGGACGACGGUGUUGACUAUAUGCAUCCGGAUCUCAAGUACAAUUAUAACGCUAAAGCUUCUUACGACUUCAGCAGUAACGACCCUUAUCCAUACCCGAGAUACACCGACGACUGGUUUAACAGUCAUGGCACUCGAUGCGCCGGGGAAGUCGCAGCCGCGCGCGAUAAUGGGGUGUGUGGCGUCGGGGUGGCCUACGAUUCGAAGAUCGCCGGGAUUCGGAUGCUGGACCAGCCGUACAUGACAGAUCUCAUUGAAGCGAACAGUAUGGGCCACGAACCCGAUCUCAUCGACAUUUACAGCGCGUCCUGGGGACCCACGGACGACGGGAAGACGGUGGAUGGACCGCGAAACGCGACCAUGAGGGCCAUUGUGCGCGGCGUUAAUGAGGGUAGAAUGGGGCUGGGUAACAUUUACGUCUGGGCUUCUGGAGACGGUGGUGAGGAAGACGACUGCAACUGCGACGGAUACGCUGCGAGUAUGUGGACCAUCAGUAUCAAUAGUGCCAUUAAUGAUGGCCAGAACGCCCAUUAUGACGAGAGCUGUUCCAGUACCUUAGCUUCUACCUUUAGCAACGGUGCCAAGGAUCCUAAUACGGGAGUGGCUACUACAGAUCUGUAUGGAAAAUGCACGACUACUCACAGUGGAACGUCCGCUGCGGCACCGGAAGCCGCGGGAGUAUUCGCGCUUGCUCUUGAAGCCAACCCGCAGCUAACGUGGAGAGACAUUCAGCACUUGACCGUCCUAACUUCAAAAAGAAAUUCCCUGUUCGAUGCGAAGGACAGAUUUCACUGGACCAUGAACGGUGUCGGACUCGAGUUUAAUCAUCUUUUCGGAUACGGCGUCCUGGAUGCGGGCGCCAUGGUAGCGCUAGCUAAAAAGUGGAAGACCGUGCCACCAAGAUACCACUGCGAAGCCGGCUCCACGUUCGAAAAGCAGAAAGUGACGAGUGAUCGAUCCAUUCUUGUAACGAUUAGGACCGAUGCGUGUGCCGGCACCGAGUACGCCGUAAAUUAUCUGGAGCACGUGCAAGCCGUCAUUUCCAUAAAUGCAACACGCCGCGGCGACCUCGAGCUGUUCCUCACGUCCCCGAUGGGUACGAGAUCUAUGAUCCUGAGUCGCAGAAUAAACGAUGACGAUCACAGAGAUGGGUUUAUGAAAUGGCCAUUUAUGACAACGCACACAUGGGGCGAGUACCCUCAGGGAACCUGGAUGCUAGAGGUAAGCUUCAACACCCAAACGUCGCAAGAGGGAUGGCUGAAGGAAUGGACACUGAUGCUCCACGGUACCAGAGAACCACCGUACACAGGAUUGUCAACGGCGGAUCCUCACUCGAAAUUAGCGAUCGUUAAGAAGGCCCACGAGGAACGACUGAGCGCGAUCUAACGUUGACGGCUUAUGCGAUUCAUCGCCGAUUCAAGCGUGGAAAAUGAUAAUAUCCCGAACGAAAGAUGUUUACGCGUGCGCUCCCUUACUGCUUUUCCUGAUUUUGCCGCGCGGCCGGAGGAACAGACGUAUGCCUCGAUUUGAGAUUCGAUUUGCGCGCGAUCCGACGGUAUCAACCGUGCCAAUUUUUGUAUCUCGCCAUUCAUUAUUUCAGCAUGUUAACUUAUUCGCGCCGAGUCAUCCGCGAGAAGCUAGAUUUCGGUACUUUUCAUUAUAGUCGCGUUUGCCGAAGCAUCGUCUAACACAGUGACUCGAUAUCAACUACGGCUACAUAUCAUACAGUUUGUACCAAAAGUUUAUACUAUUAAGAAUGCGGACCUUUCGUGUCUUCUUGAGUACCGCUAACUUUUCUUUAAAUGCGCUCUUACUGACGAGAAGAAAGUUAACUCUUUAGUGCCCAAUAAUCAAAAUUCGCAUUUUUUCUAGACAACUUUGAUUAUAUAAAAAUUUCUUAUGAGAAAUCUCGGGUGAUUCUAUGUUCUACAUAAUUUUCUGAUUUUUCAAGCUCUUCGUUUCAUGAAGAGAUACGGGAUUUGAAAAGAAUUAAUUCGGGCAGUAAAGGAUUAAAGGUUCUUCAAGAUGUUAACUCCGCUAUUGUUUGUUAUAGAUUAUUUAUUAUCUGUUAUCAUUAAUUAUUAUUAUUAUUAUUAUUGUUAUUAGUUAUUGGUUAUCAAACUCAGAGAAGCGUGCAAUGUAACUAUCUAGAAAUAACAUUUUGUUGAAAUUGUGUCCGCGUUGACAGCUUUCUGAAACCGACGAUCGAAACUUGAUGUGGGGGAACAAGGAGAUAACGGAGGGAAAGAAGUUUACUAUGUAUUACUCAAUAACAGAAUAAAUUAUACUCUUCUGACAGAGCGGUAAAACUUGCAACACUAGCGUUUAAUGGUCGUUAUCGAAUCGAUAGCGUGCAGGACGCCUGCAAAAGAGUAUUUCCGGGAACAAGAAUUUCGUGUGAUCAUCGUCGUCCUCUCGAUAUUCCGAGUCUUGAAAUUUUCAACUGUAGUGAAAUUCGAUGGUGCGGCGGGUCGAAUUAAAAAAAAAGGAAAGAUUGUCCGCAAAAUUAUUUUUUGAUAGUUUCGUGAUAUUGUAGUCCAUGACUCGCUUUAUCGAUUUAUCUUUUUGUCAUAUUUUAUUACUCGAUUAUCAAUACAACUUGAACUUUUAGCAUACAAAGCUUAGAUAAUUGUUUAGUGAAGAAAUUGUUAGUAUAAAUUAUAUAUCAAUAGAAAUUAUGUAAAAAAUAUUUACUUGAGGAAAUUCUGAAGCAUUCGCAGUGCGCGAUGAUAAUUAAAAAUCUAUUUUUCUUCACCCGCAUGAUUAAUGCGCGCGACAGAAUGACGCACGAGGACGUCAGUGAGGAACACGAAAACGCGAAAUACGGAUGCUACAAAAUCCGAAUGUGUAGAUGAUGUAUCUUAGAACUGUAGCAAACAGAGAAAUUUGAACAUUGCAUUAAAUCAUAUAAAUAUAAAUGCAUAUAUAAAUAAGAUAUGUGUAUAUUUACAUAUAUGUAUGUACGUGUAGAAUACCUAAUCACCAUCGCAUUAUCUUUGAACGAUGAAUUAAUUAAUCUUGAGAAGCGAUUAAAUAUACUAAAAGUCAAACUAAUUUUAACCAUUUAAAAAGCUGUACAACUUUGACAUAUCUUAGGAUUUUAGUUUCUAAAUUAUACAGAGAAUCCAUCGUUGAAAGAUAAUGCAAUAAUAGCGAAAAAUACCCUACAAGUAUAUACAUAUAUCUUACCUAUAUCUUAUAUGCAGAACAGGAGGCAGGAAAUUUUUGGCGUAAAUGAUCUUCGUUGUAAAUACAGUUACCGAAAAAUGUCUUGAACAAAAAGUCUCGCAGGUUCCAAGGAAAGUAUGAUACAUGAUGUAUUUAAAUAUCUUCUUAAAUAAGUACUCAUUGUAAAUGGCAAGCACAAUAAUAUCAGCAUGUUUCAGCAACUGUAUAUAUGACAGAAAUAAUAUGAGUCACCCAAAGAUAAAUAUCCCAUUCUGCAUAUUUUAUAUACGUAUGUCCUAUUACAUAUAUCUUACAAUUGAAAUGGAUUUAAUCAACUUUAUUGUGUAUGCGUUGUAGGUGGAUGAAUAAAAUCUGUAUUUUUUGGCUGG
Molecule: messenger RNA, 4998 nt
Organism: Ooceraea biroi (clonal raider ant)
Lineage: Eukaryota; Metazoa; Arthropoda; Insecta; Hymenoptera; Formicidae
Gene: amon
Product: prohormone processing protease amontillado
Biological process (GO): peptide hormone processing
Cellular component (GO): membrane; neuron projection
Molecular function (GO): serine-type endopeptidase activity
Source: RefSeq, a predicted model, not a curated record